Messenger RNA from Beta vulgaris subsp. vulgaris (sugar beet), 720 nucleotides. RefSeq lists its product as uncharacterized. The record is from RefSeq and is a predicted model, not a curated record. The transcript has 4 exons. NCBI's taxonomy places the organism in Eukaryota, Viridiplantae, Streptophyta, Magnoliopsida, Caryophyllales, Amaranthaceae. The coding region runs from base 1 to 720 and encodes 239 amino acids.
AUGUAUGAUGCACAACAAUUUCACCGAAGGUUUCGAAUGAGAAAGGAGUUAUUCCUUCACAUCGUCAAUGGCCUCGAAUAUCAUUCUCCAUAUAUCCAACAAGGAUUUGAUGCUCUUGGUAGAAAUUCUCUCUAUCCACUUCAAAAAUUCGUUUAUGCCAUUUGGUUAUUGGCUUAUGGAGUGGUUGGUGAUGCUGUAGAUGAAUACAUGCAAAUAGCUGAAAAUACGAGGCUAACAGUCGAUAACACCCGACAACUUCUUCAAAUCGAGGAAGCCUACAGAUCCCCUGGUAUGCUGGGUGGUAUCGAUUAUACGCAUUGGCAAUGGGAUAAAUGUCCCAUGACAUGGCAAGGUCAAUACACUGGAGGAUCUAACAAUGAUAUCAAUGUCUUGGAUCGAUCGUCGGUAUUUGAUGAGUUGCUUGAAGGUCAACGUCCUGAAAUUCAGUACACGAUAAAUGGAAGACAUUAUAAUAUAGGAUACUAUCUUGCAGAUGGUAUCUAUCCUGAAUGGCCUGUAUUCGUCAAAACCAUUCCUCGAGCAAACAUGCUAUCUGAGAAAAGAAAAUUAUUUUCUCAACAUCAAGAAGGUGCAAGUAAAGAUAUAGAACGAGCUUUCAGGGUGUUCCAGAAGAUAUUCGCGAUUGUUUGCAACCCGAUUCAAAAUGGAGCACUGUUUUCUUCUACAAUCUUACCGGCUUAUAUUGAUGUAUUCAUUUAG